Orbicella faveolata is the source of this 2250-nucleotide messenger RNA. RefSeq names its product steryl-sulfatase-like. NCBI's taxonomy places the organism in Eukaryota, Metazoa, Cnidaria, Anthozoa, Scleractinia, Merulinidae. Gene Ontology annotation, molecular function: arylsulfatase activity. The record is from RefSeq and is a predicted model, not a curated record.
AAUCGAUUUUUCGACUUGUGCCGUUGUUUGGUCCAUAAUUAUGGGCACUGGCUCUUAACCUCUUCCCAUAUACCCGAUAACCCCGCCUAUGUUAUCUCUGUGGUGUUUUUCUAUUUUUCUUUUCUACUAUUUUCAGUUUUCCUUCAAUUUAAAGGAAAUCUAUGGCACAAAAUACCGUGACUGAGCCCCUUUAAUAGCGUGACUGUAGCGACAGGUUACCGUGACUCGCCCCAGGGAGCUCACGGCGAACAAAUCCAUGAUGGCGAUCUUAUUGUUGUAAAGUGUUCAAAACGUGGAGCCUACUACAGACGUUCUCGUCGCCUGUUACCAUGCGUCACGCUUGGUUUAACUUUAUUUUAACGUUUUUUGUUUUCGUCCUAACAUCUGCUAAGCCAAACAUUAUUGUAUUUCUUGUGGACGACCUUGGAAUCGCAGAUCUGGGCUGCUUCGGUAAUGACACGAUCAAAACACCGAACAUUGAUCGGCUGGCUGAAGAAGGAGCUCGAUUGCGACACGACGUCACGCCGGACUCUAUCUGUACACCAAACAGGGCUGCAUUUCUUACAGGAAGGUAUCCCAUCCGAUCAGGACUCGCCGCAGAUAAAGGGCAGCUAAGAGUGCUUGUUUUCACAUCAGCAUCUGGUGGUCUGCCCCAAAAUGAAACCACAUUUGCCGAGAUUGCAUCCGCUGCUGGUUACAGAACAGGUAUCAUUGGAAAGUGGCAUCUAGGGCUGCACUUGUCAUCAAGCUCUGAUUUCCACUUUCACCCUUUGAAGCAAGGUUUUCAUCAUUUUUAUGGUCUUCCACUCAGCAACAUAAAAUAUUGUGAGCCUCAUGGCCGCAAUCAUGUAGGAAUUUUUGUUUUAGGGUUAGAGCCAACUAACGUCCUCAUUGCUGCUGCAGUUAUUGGAAUAACACUGUACAUUUUCUACUCUGGUGGCUUAUUAAGCAAGUGUGCUUUUGUUUCCCUCUUCACUAUUAUUUUGUUGAUCUCCUUUGCAAUGUCUGCUUGUCUUAUGAUGAUGGCUCAAUUUAACUGCUUUCUUAUGAAAAACUAUGAAGUUGUUGAGCAACCAGUUGUGUUGGAAAACUUGACAAUGAGGUUCACAGAUGAAGCAAUCAACUUUAUCAAUACAAACAAAGACAGCCCCUUCCUGUUGUACAUGUCAUUUGCCAAAGUGCACUCACCUCUCUUCACUACACUAUUGUAUGCCAAUCACAGUGCUCAUGGUCACUAUGGAGAUAAUGUUGAAGAAAUGGAUUGGAGUGUUGGUAAGAUCAUGGCUGCUGUUCAAGAACUGGGUCUGAAGGAAAACACAUUUGUUUACUUCACAUCUGACAAUGGUCCUCAUUUAGAAGAUGUAAGCACUUCAGGAGAAUACCAUGGUGGCUGGAGUGGGAUUCACAAAGGAGGCAAAGGACAGUGUUGGGAUGGUGGUGUUAGGAUGCCUACAAUAGUAUCAUGGCCGGGUCACAUUCCAGCUGGUACCUCCCUAGAUGAGCUCACCAGUAGCAUGGACGUGUUACCCACAAUAGCUAAACUAACUGGUGCAGAUCUUCCUGAGGACAGAGUCAUCGAUGGAAAAAAUCUCUUACCACUGUUGACUGACAAGAGACAAGAAGCUCCUCAUGAAUUUCUUUUCCAUUAUUGUGGAAAUCAGGUCCAUGCUGUCCGUUAUCGGCCAAAGAACACUGACACUGUCUGGAAGGCGCAUUUUAUGACACCAAAAUGGACUGAAGGAACUGAAAGCUGUGUCGGGAAAGCCAUAGUUUGUAGAUGUCAUGGGGAUAGGGUCAAAGUCCAAGAUCCUCCUCUUCUUUAUGACGUAACAAAUGAUCCUUCAGAAAGCUCUCCUAUUACUGCAGAUAGGCCAGAGUACAAAGAAGUGAUGAAACAUAUUUCCCCUGCGCUGAUAACCCACAAAGAAAGCAUUAAACUUGUCCCUAGUCAACUGGGAAGAAAGAACUUCUUUCAUCCCCAGUUACAAAUGUGUUGUAACUUUCCCUUCUGCCGCUGUAAGGAAGCUGGCGGAAAACUUGAGCAUUAUUUUCAAUAAGCACUAGGCUUGCUCGUUGAGCGGAUAAGCUGAAUCAAAUUCUGUGCUGUGAUUACCUUGCCCGCUUGUUAUUACGCGCUGUGUCCUACACGAAAAUUUGUUCAGUCUUCAAAUAAGUCCUUUAGUGACCAAGCUUGUUCGGUCAAGAUACAGUGUAUGGUUAUUGACCAAGCGUGAGGUCAAGAUUCACAAG